AUGUCCAAUUACACUCCGACGAAUAGGAGGAUACGUUGUUUCAGUUUUAGAAGAAGGAGAAAUGUGUUUGAUUAUGUCAACGUGCCGACCCAGGCCACGUUACAGCAACUUCAUCAACCAACAAACACCCAGAGAGAGGAACCUCCAGAGCCUUCGAAACAUGACGAUAACAGGUCAGACACAACCGACGAUGAACAGGAUUUGGAACCAGAGACACAAAAGUAUGAAACAUAUCACCCAUACGUAACAAACUAUCAUUCCACGGAAAAGUAUGCGAAGAAGCCGACCUCUAAAAAGGUGACACCAAAAUCGUCUAUAGGAGAGCCGCCACCACCGCCGAAGCCACCAUUAAACCACGCGCCCUCAGGACCGAAGUAUUUGGAGUACGGAGUUGUGGAUCUGCAGACCGAUUUUCAGAAAUUGAGUACCGAGACGAUUACUAGAUCAAGUAGGAAGGGCUCAGUGACCUACCACUCGUUUACGAGAGAAGAUCACGCACCGUCGAGAGAUGUGCUGGGAGUAGGAAGUAGGUUUCUGAUAGGAGGAAAGCUGAGCGACGGAAAGCCGUCAAUGGAAAGCAGAGUGUGGGACAUGAUAGAGCGCAGAGGCUGGGGAAUGGUACACGAAAACUGGAACAUGGUGGGAGCAAGAGCGUUCAACAGCAUAGUUAAGUACCUGACAGGAAUGGAAAUAUCGCUCUGCAGACAAGUCUGCAAGGGCUGGUACCAGAACGUGACAGACGUUAUGGUGAUGAGGUCAGAAGUGAUAGUGUCAGCCUUCAAGAAAGCAUACAAGGAGAAGCUGGAGUACGACAGAAGCUACAUACUCUUUCAGCCAGUGCUGACUGCAACAAAGUCGCUGAGAAUCGACGUAAUCAUCAGAGCGAAGAUACAGCCCUACUGCACACUGCACAAAAACUCGUUCGGAUACACGUACUCAUACCAGUCGCUGUCUAGCGACUCGAAGAAGAACGAAGGAACGCAGAGCGCAAGCGAGCCGACCAGAAGAGACAGCAUACGAGAAACAAUCGGACUCUUCAACCGCAAGCUGUCAAAGUCGAAGAACGUGGCGACGACGGCCGCAGCGGACACGCUGGGGAAAAAGUCGGUCUUCAUAAGCAAGUUCAUAUUCGAAGUUUUGAAGAAAAACAGCUGCAGAACCAUCACGUUCACGCGCGACCUCUCAAGCAUGCACGCAGACGACAUUAACCUGGCGACGAGCGCAAGCGUGUGCCAAGUGUGCGAAGGAGACUACAUCGAGGUCCCGAUAACGCUCAUCAGCGCAAUAGGAGCGACCGACGUGAAGAGCAUCAAGUUCCUGCCAAUCGUGAGGGACGUGCUCUCGAAGGCGCCCUCGCACCUGGACCUGCUGCACAGGGAGUGGUACACGGUGGAGCCGAACUCGAAGUACCUGGAGCAGCUGUUCCCGCAGAACAUUCACUCAUACUCGAUCAUACACCCGCACAAGCUGCUGCCGCAGUUGGUGCACCAGGUGACGCAGGUGGCAGGAAUAGACGUGAUAACGUCGAAGUCGAUCUACGUAGCAUCGCACACAGGAAUGGUAGUUGAAUCAUGUAACAUUAUUGGACACACGGUAGAAGUUGUACCAAAAACGGACUCUAUAAUAUGUAUGAUACAAAGAAUAGGGUUACAACACGACCGAAUAUGCCACGUGCAGCUAAGACCAGGCGAUAACCUACAAUUUUACAUAACGAAGGGGUAA
Messenger RNA from Theileria orientalis strain Shintoku, 1722 nucleotides. RefSeq lists its product as uncharacterized. Bases 1 to 1722 code for a protein of 573 amino acids. The transcript has 4 exons. NCBI's taxonomy places the organism in Eukaryota, Apicomplexa, Aconoidasida, Piroplasmida, Theileriidae. The record is from RefSeq and is a predicted model, not a curated record.